This is a messenger RNA of Salvia hispanica, 2024 nucleotides long. Its product is annotated as CBL-interacting protein kinase 23-like. NCBI's taxonomy places the organism in Eukaryota, Viridiplantae, Streptophyta, Magnoliopsida, Lamiales, Lamiaceae. Gene Ontology annotation, molecular function: protein serine/threonine kinase activity; ATP binding. The record is from RefSeq and is a predicted model, not a curated record. Gene Ontology annotation, biological process: signal transduction; protein phosphorylation.
UUAUUUUUAAACCAAUUCGAUUAACAUCAACGUUCUCUGUGUUCAAUUCCUUCCAUUUCGAUUCCAAUUUCUUCCCCAAUUUGGCCUAUACCCUUUUUUACCUUUUACUGCUAUUGAACGAUCUCUAAUGGCGAUUGCAUUAUUCAAUUCUUCCAUUUGUACAAAUAUACCCGUGUGCUCUUCCAUUAAAGCUACAAUCUUGAACUGAUUUAUUUCUUGUGUGAAGUAUUUUGCCUUUUUUGGCCCAAUUUUUUCAAUCGGAGAGUGAAGAUGAAGAUGGUAAAGUGCCAGGUGUGGCAACCUUGCAAGAAGAAGAGGUUAUUGUAGCUGUGAUUCAAGAAUCCCUUGAAGGGAUCUUGUAGGUGAAGGCCACAAAGGGGGAAUUUUGGGAUUGAUUCAUUACAUAUCGAUAAAGAUACGGAUAAAGGGGAGAUGGUGUUGAGAUCAUCGAGACCAAGCAGCAGCGGCGGCGGCGGCGGCGGCGGCAGUAGCCGGACGCGCGUGGGGAGGUAUGAAUUGGGGAGGACGUUGGGAGAGGGGAGUUUUGCCAAAGUGAAGUUUGCUAAGAAUAUGGAAACAAGUGAGAGUGUGGCAAUCAAGAUUCUUGAUAAGGAGAAGGUUCUCAAACACAAGAUGAUUGAUCAGAUCAAGCGAGAAAUUGCAACGAUGAAAUUGAUAAGGCAUCCUAAUGUUAUCCGGAUGUAUGAGGUUAUGGCCAGCAAGACGAAGAUAUUCAUAGUCAUGGAAUUCAUCACUGGUGGCGAACUCUUUGACAAGAUUGCUAGUCGAGGCAGGCUGAAAGAAGACGAAGCAAGGAAAUAUUUUCAGCAGCUCGUCAACGCGGUCGAUUAUUGCCACAGCAGGGGUGUUUACCACAGGGAUCUUAAGCCGGAGAAUUUGCUGCUUGAUGCCAAUGGUGCUCUCAAAGUCUCGGAUAUUGGUUUAAGCGCCCUACCCCAACAAGUUCGGCAAGAUGGAUUGCUUCACACAACAUGCGGGACACCAAAUUAUGUUGCUCCAGAGGUGAUCGACAAUAAGGGCUAUGAUGGAGCCAAGGCUGACCUAUGGUCUUGUGGCGUUAUACUUUUUGUACUCAUGGAUGGAUAUCUGCCCUUUGAUGACUCGAAUCUUAUGUCACUCUACAAAAAGAUAGUCAAGGCGGACUUCACGUGCCCUUCAUGGUUUUCCUCGAGUGCAAAGAAACUAAUCAAAAGAAUUCUGGAUCCCAAGCCGUCCACCCGUAUUACGAUCAAUGAACUCCUCAAGAAUGAGUGGUUCAAGAAAGGAUUCAAGGCACCUGUUUAUGAAGAAGAGGAAGGUAUCCUCGACGACGAUAUCAAUUCUAUCUUUAAUGAAUCAGCGGACUCUCCAAACCUCGUUGUGGAGAGGCGCGACGAAGGGCCCCCAGCCGCACCAGUGGCUAUGAAUGCCUUUGAGCUCAUCUCCACCGCACAGGGUCUCAAUCUCAACUCCCUCUUCGAAAAGCAAAUGGGUCUUGUGAAGCGAGAAACACGAUUUGCAUCUAAACGCCCAGCCAAUGAGAUCAUAUCGGAAAUUGAGAAAACUGCCGGGCCUAUGGGGUUUGAUGUGAAGAAAAAUAACUACAAGAUGAAACUUUAUGGGGAGAAAUCUGGGCGGAAGGGCCACCUAUCCAUUGCGACAGAGAUUUUUGAAGUGGCUCCAUCACUUCACAUGGUUGAGCUUCGCAAGUCCGGGGGAGAUACGUUAGAAUUCCACAAGUUUUACAAGAACCUUUCGACUGGGUUGAAAGAUAUCGUAUGGAACACAGGCGAUGAAGUAAAAGAAGAAAGGAGUAAUGGCACAGACGUCUCAACAACGUAAUAUCGAACGUCGUGGACCUAGUCUACUUGUAUUCUUUGCUUUGUUUGAUACUACUAUAUAAACAUUAUGGAAUUGCAAAAUUGUGGUGGUUCUGAACAUUUGAUUUGCUUGUGUAACAAAUUAGCAUAAUGUAUAUAAAUAAUUGCUACUAUGAUUUGCAGAUAGAACGUGUUUUCGAUUAA